Messenger RNA from Closterium sp. NIES-65, 2949 nucleotides. Lineage: Eukaryota; Viridiplantae; Streptophyta; Zygnematophyceae; Desmidiales; Closteriaceae. The record is from the annotation of a GenBank genome assembly.
AUGCCUCCCCUCGUCAUGCGUUUCCAUUCGUCACCCGCGUUUCCUUUCGUCACCCGCGUUUCCCUUCGUCACGUGCGUUUCACUUCGUCACGCGCGUUUCCCUUUGGCACGCGCAUUACCCCUCGUCACGCACGUUUCCCCUCGUCACGCGCGUUUCCCCUCGUCUCGCGCAUUUCCCCUCGUCUCGCACGCUUCCCCCCUCCCUUCGCCCUGCUUCCCCCCUCCCUCUGCCCUGCUUCCCCCCUCCCUCUGCCCUGCUUCCCCCUCCCUAUGCCCUGCUUCCCCCCUCCCUCUGCCCUGCUUCCCCCUCCCUAUGCCCUGCUUCCCCCCUCCAACCGCCAAGCUUCCCCCCUCCCUUCGCCCUCCUUCCCCCCUCCCUUCGCCCUGCUUCCCCCCUCCCUCUGCCAUGCUUCCCCCCUCCCUCUGACCCUGCUUCCCCCCUCCCUUCGCCCUGCUUCCCCCCUCCCUCUGCCAUGCUUCCCCCCUCCUUCUGACCCUGCUUCCCCCUCCCUAUGUCCUGCUUCCCCCCUCCCUCCUCCUUGCUUCUCCCCUCCCUCCUCCCUGCUUCCCCCCUCCCUUCGCCCUGCUUCCCCCCUCCCUCUGCCCUGCUUCCCCCCUCCCUCCACCCUGCUUCCCCCCUCCCUCCUCCCUGCUUCUCCCCUCCCUCCUCCCUGCUUCCCCCCUCCCUCUGACCCUGCUUCCCCCUCCCUAUGCCCUGCUUCCCCCCUCCCUACGCCAAGCUUCCCCCCUCCCUUCGCCCUGCUUCCCCCCUCCCUCCACCCUGCUUCCCCCCUCCCUCCACCCUGCUUCCCCCCUCCCUCCGCCUGCUUCCCCCCUCCCUCCUCCUUGCUUCCCCCCUCCCUCUGCCCUGCUUCCCCCCUCCCUCUGCCCUGCUUCCCCCUCCCUAUGCCCUGCUUCCCCCCUCCAACCGCCAAGCUUCCCCCCUCCCUUCGCCCUCCUUCCCCCCUCCCUUCGCCCUGCUUCCCCCCUACCUCUGCCAUGCUUUCCCCCCUCCCUCCUCCUUGCUUCUCCCCUCCCUCCUCCCUGCUUCCCCCCUCCCUUCGCCCUGCUUCCCCCCUCCCUCUGCCCUGCUUCCCCCCUCCCUCCACCCUGCUUCCCCCCUCCCUCCUCCCUGCUUCUCCCCUCCCUCCUCCCUGCUUCCCCCCUCCCUCUGACCCUGCUUCCCCCUCCCUAUGCCCUGCUUCCCCCCUCCCUACGCCAAGCUUCCCCCCUCCCUUCGCCCUGCUUCCCCCCUCCCUCCACCCUGCUUCCCCCCUCCCUCCACCCUGCUUCCCCCCUCCCUCCGCCUGCUUCCCCCCUCCCUCCUCCUUGCUUCCCCCCUCCCUCUGCCCUGCUUCCCCCCUCCCUCCUCCUUGCUUCUCCCCUCCCUCCUCCCUGCUUCCCCCCUCCAACCGCCCUGCUUCCCCCCUCCCACCGCCCUGCUUCCCCCCUCCCUAUGCCCUGCUUCCCCCCUCCUUCUGCCCUGAUUCCCUCCUCCCUCCGCCCUGCUUCCCCCCUCCCUAUGCAGCGGGGCUAACAGGGGGGAAGGAGGGGAAGCAGGGGGGGAAAGGAGGGGAAGGAGGGGCAGAAAGGAGGGGAAGGAGGGGCAGAAAGGAGGGGAAGCAGGGCGGGAAAGGAGGGGAAGGAGGGGGGGAAAGGAGGGGAAGCAGGGGGGGAAAGGAGGGGAAGGAGGGGCGGAAAGGAGGGGAAGCAGGGGCGGAAAGGAGGGGAAGGAGGGGCAGAAAGGAGGGGAAGCAGGGGGGGAAAGGAGGGGAAGGAGGGGCGGAAAGGAGGGGAAGCAGGGGCGGAAAGGAGGGGAAGGAGGGGCGGAAAGGAGGGGAAGCAGGGGGGAAAGGAGGGAAGCAGGGGCGGAAAGGAGGGGAAGGAGGGGCGGAAAGGAGGGGAAGCAGGGGGGGAAGGAGGGAAGCAGGGGCGGAAAGGAGGGGAAGGAGGGGCGGAAAGGAGGGGAAGCAGGAGGGGGAAGGAGGGAAGCAGGGGCGGAAAGGAGGGGAAGCAGGGGGGGAAAGGAGGGGAAGGAGGGGCGGAAAGGAGGGGAAGCAGGGGGGGAAAGGAGGGGAAGGAGGGGCGGAAAGGAGGGGAAGCAGGGGGGGAAAGGAGGGGAAGGAGGGGCGGAAAGGAGGGGAAGCAGGGGGGGAAAGGAGGGGAAGGAGGGGCGGAAAGGAGGGGAAGCAGGGGGGAAAGGAGGGGAAGGAGGGGGGGAAAGGAGGGGAAGGAGGGGCGGAAAGGAGCGUGUGCUGCGCGUCGCCAGCACCGCGCGCUGCUCGUCGCCCGGACUCCACCGCUGAUAGUCGCGCGGUCACGCGGGCUGCUCGUCACCCGGUGCGCGGGCUGCUCGUCACACGGUGCGCGGGCUGCUCGUCACCCGGUGCGCGGGCUGCUCGUCACACGGUGCGCGGGCUGCUCGUCGCCCGGUGCGCGGGCUGCUCGUCACCCGGUGCGCGGGCUGCUCGUCGCCCGGUGCGCGGGCUGCUCGUCACCCGGUGCGCGGGCUGCUCGUCGCCCGGUGCGCGGGCUGCUCGUCACCCGGUGCGCGGGCUGCUCGUCGCCCGGUGCGCGGGCUGCUCGUCACCCGGUGCGCGGGCUGCUCGUCACACGGUGCGCGGGCUGCUCGUCACCCGGUGCGCGGGCUGCUCGUCACCCGGUGCGCGGGCUGCUCGUCGCCCAGUGCGCGGGCUGCUCGUCACCCGGUGCGCGGGCUGCUCGUCACCCGGUGCGCGGGCUGCUCGUCACACAGUGCGCGGGCUGCUCGUCACCCGGUGCGCGGGCUGCUCGUCACCCAGUGCGCGGGCUGCGCGUCGCCUGGAACGUGAGAUGCUACUAGAUACCUGGAGCGGGGACUCGCGCGGUCCGCUCCUUCGCCCUUUGAGUGCUCUGCUCCACGCCCGGUGGGCGAUUCGAGGGGACCGAAUCGCGUCCGCUCUCUUCUAG